UGUAAACAGUGGUGCGAUGAACAUUGGGGUAUAGUGUCUCUUUCAACUUAUAGAUGAAUAUUUUAGCGGACCUUCGAAGAGGAAAAAGUCACAAAGGGCCAUUCACCCAGGCCACCACCUAGGAAGGACCCUGGCUGGAGUCAGCGAGCCACGCCCUCACUCACACUGGGUCUGGUCAGAGUAGGGAGGCGAUGGAACACCCGGAGAUGCCGUGGAGGCACGGAGUAGGGAGGUCCAGUGCAAGGGCGCUGGGCCGUUAAUUAUAGGUGUUCCACUUAGCGCCCUGGCAGGGAGGACUGACACAGUCCGGAUUCCAGCAGAAGCCAGGUGGUGACGACUGGACAGGGCGAGGAGUCUGUAACUCGUUUCGAAAUGGAAAGGGCCCUAAUGAGGACCCUUAGGGCUUCCGCGGGUUUGCGCUCUAAAUCCCUGGCCUGGGGGGCGGGGCGAGGUGGUGCAGGCGGAAGCCCGUUGGGAGGCGAGGGAGGAGGCAACGGAAAUGACGCUUAGGCGCACCAAUAGGGCGGGUCAGGAGUUGGUCUCCCCGCCCCCUUGGGUAGGGGCUGACGGUUUCCGGUAGCGGCGUCUGAGAGGGCGGGGGAGAAGAGGUGGCGGUUCCGUGACCCUUACCCCGCACCCCUGCAGACGCCGGAAGAUGAUGGUCUACGAUGAGUCACAGCUGGAGUCGGUGGGAGGGGGAGAGGCCGUGGCGGUCCCAGGGCCACCCCCAGAACCCCGCGCUCCCGAGCCCGGAGCCCCGGUGCCGGAGCCUGGCCUGGACCUGAGCCUGAGCCUGAGCCCGCGGUCCGAUAGUCCCGGACGCGGAAGGCCCAACUGCAGCCCUGGACGGCGGAAGGGGCGGGCGGACCGGCGGGGCGGGGCCCGCAAGGGGCGGCAGGUCCGCUUCCUCCUGGCGCCGCCUUCCCCGGUCCGGUCUGAGCCGCCGGCGGCCGCCGCCUCAUCGAGCGAGAAGCCCGAGGCGCCGCAGGACUUGGGGGCGCCGGUGCAGCAGAGUAGCCUGGCCCUGAGCCUUGAGCUGCAGGCCGCAAGGGCCGCAGCCGGGGGCCAGUUCGAUGCCGCGAAGGCCGUGGAAGAACAGCUGAGAAAGUCGUUCCAGACCCGCUGCGGCCUGGAGGAGAGCGUGACCGAGGGGCUGAACGUGCCGCGCUCCAGGCGGCUCUUCCGAGAUCUGGUGAGUCUGCAGGUGCCGGAGGAACAGGUUCUGAACGCCGCGCUGAGGGAGAAACUGGCGCUCCUGCCGCCGCAGGCCCGAGCCCCACCUCCAAAGGAGCCACCUGGCCCAGGGCCAGACAUGACCAUAUUGUGUGAUCCGGAAACAUUAUUUUAUGAAUCUCCACACCUGACCCUGGAAGGUCUGCCCCCACUCCGGCUUCAACUCCGGCCCCGCCCUUCAGAAGAUACCUUCCUUAUGCAUCGGACGCUGAGGCGAUGGGAAGCGUAGACCUGGGGGCUCCCUGGAUUGCUAGUUUGUAUUUUUUGGUGUUGAAACUAUUUAUCAGAAUAAAGUGGUUUUGCUAAUAAA
Molecule: messenger RNA, 1543 nt
Organism: Capra hircus (goat)
Lineage: Eukaryota; Metazoa; Chordata; Mammalia; Artiodactyla; Bovidae
Gene: PPP1R35
Product: protein phosphatase 1 regulatory subunit 35
Exons: 4
Coding region: 656-1462 (268 amino acids)
Biological process (GO): negative regulation of phosphatase activity
Molecular function (GO): phosphatase binding
Source: RefSeq, a predicted model, not a curated record